CAGCAGCAGAGGCAGGAGGACGAGGAGGAGGAGGAGCCGUCGCAGGAUGAAGGAUCGGACUCAGGAGCUGCGGAGUGCGAAAGACAGUGAUGAUGAGGAAGAGGUGGUCCACGUGGACCGAGAUCACUUUAUGGAUGAGUUCUUUGAACAGGUGGAAGAGAUCCGAGGCUGCAUUGAGAAACUGUCAGAGGAUGUGGAGCAGGUGAAAAAACAACACAGUGCCAUCCUAGCGGCCCCCAACCCAGAUGAGAAAACCAAACAGGAGCUGGAGGACCUCACAGCAGACAUCAAGAAGACGGCUAACAAGGUCCGGUCCAAGUUGAAAGCAAUUGAGCAAAGCAUUGAACAGGAAGAGGGGCUGAACCGUUCCUCCGCGGACCUGCGCAUCCGCAAGACCCAGCACUCCACACUCUCCCGGAAAUUCGUGGAGGUAAUGACCGAGUAUAACGCGACCCAAUCCAAGUACCGGGACCGCUGCAAGGACCGAAUCCAGAGGCAGCUGGAGAUCACUGGCAGGACCACGACCAAUGAAGAAUUGGAAGACAUGCUGGAGAGCGGGAAGCUGGCCAUCUUUACAGACGACAUCAAAAUGGACUCCCAGAUGACAAAGCAAGCCCUAAAUGAGAUCGAGACGAGACAUAAUGAGAUCAUCAAAUUGGAAACCAGCAUCCGCGAGCUGCAUGACAUGUUUGUGGACAUGGCUAUGCUCGUGGAAAGCCAGGGUGAGAUGAUUGACCGCAUAGAGUACAACGUGGAACAUUCCGUGGACUAUGUGGAGCGAGCUGUGUCCGAUACCAAGAAAGCUGUGAAAUAUCAGAGCAAGGCCCGGAGGAAGAAAAUCAUGAUCAUCAUUUGCUGUGUGGUGCUGGGGGUGGUCUUGGCGUCAUCCAUUGGGGGGACGCUGGGCUUGUAGGCCUCCUGCCCUUAUCUCUCCCAUACCUUCCCCUACCACAUUGGGAGCAAUACCCCCACCACCCUCCCGCCCCAUCCCCUGCUCCAAGCUCAUCCUCAAAUCAGACCCAGGCAGCCCCACCCCCACACACUCCCACAGCAGCCCCUGGAGUUCCUGGACCUCACCCUGCCAUGGACCACCCCCUUCCCACCCUGCACGUAGAUAGCAGCAGGCGUGAUCUCACAUGCACACCAACAUGCAUGCCGCUGGCACAUGCUUGAGACGUGUGGGCACCCCAGCGUGCGUGUACACGUGCAGAUGUGUGUAAACAUCCAAAUCACCCCUCUUGCCCCCACCUCAAGUUUGUGUGGUCUGAGCUUCCCCCUUUACCUGGGUUACUGUGUAGACUGGCCAAGUUGAACACAGCAGCCCACCAUGCCCCACCCUGUCUUCUGUGAAUAGGGGUGUGUGUGUGUGUGUGUGUGUGUCCACAAAUACGUGGACACACAAUUUGUGUACAUGGAAUUUUAUGUUUGAGUGUUUGAACCUAACACAACAGCAA
Castor canadensis (American beaver) is the source of this 1454-nucleotide messenger RNA. RefSeq names its product syntaxin 1B (gene Stx1b). Lineage: Eukaryota; Metazoa; Chordata; Mammalia; Rodentia; Castoridae. Gene Ontology annotation, molecular function: SNARE binding; SNAP receptor activity. Gene Ontology annotation, cellular component: endomembrane system; synaptic vesicle; SNARE complex. Gene Ontology annotation, biological process: intracellular protein transport; exocytic insertion of neurotransmitter receptor to postsynaptic membrane; synaptic vesicle fusion to presynaptic active zone membrane. The record is from RefSeq and is a predicted model, not a curated record.